This is a messenger RNA of Cetraspora pellucida, 486 nucleotides long. Lineage: Eukaryota; Fungi; Glomeromycota; Glomeromycetes; Diversisporales; Gigasporaceae. The record is from the annotation of a GenBank genome assembly.
UUACUUAUUAAAGCUUUAGAUUCAAUUGAAAUUGAAUCUGAUUCAAAUAUAAAUUCCAAUUUUGAUAUCAAUCCUUGCUAUGAUGAAACUCUUAUUAGCUCUAUUAUUUCAUAUCAUUUAAAUAACCUAUCACGAAUUAUAAAUAUACAUCCAAAAUCAGAUCAUUGGUAUUUAAAUGUUUUGUUUAACUAUAAUAAAAUUCAGUUUCAUCAAACUUUAAGAAUACAAUUAUCUUCAUUUUGGAUGAUUGUUAAUAAGAUACGUAAUCAUAGUAUUUUUAAAAAUAUUCCACAAAAUACACAAAAUCCUGUAGAAAAACAACUUGCUAUAGUUUUAUACAGAUUAGGAAGCAAAGUAACUAUUUGGAAUAUUUAUUCAAAAUUUGGAAUAUCAGAAGAUACUGUUCCUUUAUUUAUAUUUAGAGUUGUUGAGGCUUUAAAAUCUUUAAAAAAAGAUACUAUUAUUUGGCCAUAUAAUAAUUAUUGA